AUGGUUUUAGUUACUAAAGUAAGUUUUUUGAUGUGGAGUGCGAAAUAAAUUUGGUAAAAUUCAACAUUUGAAUUUGAAAUUGACAGUUUCGGAAAAAAAAACAUUUUUUUUUUCAGGGAGACUUCAUUUGGAUAGAACCUGGUAAAUCCGAAGGUUCUAUUCCGAUCGGAGCACGUGUUAUUGAUCAAGAUCAUGGACGGUUGAAAGUAAUUGAUGAUUUGGGAAAAGAACAAUGGCUGUCUGCAGAUCGACGAGUUCGAAUUAUGCAUCCAACAUCAGUACAAGGUGUUGAGGAUAUGUGUCAACUCGGAGAUUUUCACGAAAGUGCUAUCCUUCGAAAUUUAUUCAUUCGAUAUCGCGAGAAAUUGAUUUAUGUAAGUUUCUAUUGCCUUGAGAGAGUUCCGUGUUCUGUAAUUUCUUGUUUUUAAAGUUCAAAUGAGAAACUAUUACCUUCGUUUCUUCAAAAAAAAUGAAUUUGUUCCAGGCAUAUACUGGAUCAAUUUUGAUAGCUGUGAAUCCUUACAUGGAUAUUGCAAUUUAUACAGCUGAUGAGAUUCGAAUGUACAAACGAAAACGAAUUGGAGAAUUGCCUCCACAUAUUUUUGCGAUCGCAGAUAAUGCAUACACAAAUAUGCGAAGAGAAAAACGAAAUCAAUCAGUAAUUAUCAGCGGAGAAUCUGGAGCUGGAAAAACUGAAUCAACCAAACUUGUCCUUCAAUUUUUGGCAACAAUUAGUGGACAACAUAGUUGGAUUGAACAACAGGUUCUUGAAGCAAAUCCUGUUUUGGAAGCAUUUGGUAAUGCGAAAACUAUCAGAAAUGAUAAUUCAUCAAGAUUCGGAAAAUAUAUUGAUGUUCAUUUUAAUGAGAGUGGAAGUAUUGAGGGCGCAAGAAUUGAACAAUAUCUUCUCGAAAAAUCAAGAAUUGUAACACAAUCUGAAAAUGAAAGAAAUUAUCAUAUUUUUUAUUGUUUACUGGCUGGAUUGAGUCGCGAAGAAAAAGCUGAACUUGAAUUGGGAAAUGCGGCUGAUUAUUUUUAUUUGAUUCAAGGAAAAACAUUAACUGCUGAAGGUAGAGAUGAUGCUGCAGAUCUUGCUGAAAUUAGAAGUGCAAUGCGGGUUUUGAUGAUGAAUGAACAAGAAAUAUGGAGUAUUUUCAAGUUGUUAGCCGCGCUUUUGCAUAUCGGAAAUAUCAGAUUCCGUGUUAAUAGCAAUGAUAACAUUGAGAGUGUUGAUGUAUCUGAUUUUUCAACAUUGGUCAGAAUUUCGAAACUUUUACAACUUCGUGAGCAAGAUGUUUUAGAUGCUAUUACCACAAAAAGUUUGGUUACUCGAGAAGAAAGAGUUAUCUCAAGAUUAAAUGGUGAGUUAGAAUGACCGAAAAAUUUUAUGAAAUAAAUUAACACCAUACACUUGAAAACCUAGAGAAUGUGUUCAUAAAUCUUGUUUUUUUUCAGGACAACAAGCAAUUGAUGCUAGAGAUGCCUUAGCUAAAGCAAUUUAUGGUAAACUAUUCGUUCAUAUUGUUCGAAGAAUCAAUGAUGCGAUUUACAAGUAAGAAUUUUCUAACCCAUUCUAUUUCGUUCCAAUCAAAAAAACAAACAACUUUUAGACCAUCACAAGUUAAACGAACUUCGAUAGGAAUCCUUGAUAUUUUUGGUUUUGAAAACUUUGAAACAAACAGUUUUGAACAAUUAUGUAUCAACUAUGCUAAUGAAUCAUUGCAACAAUUCUUUGUGCAACACAUUUUCAAAAUGGAGCAAAAAGAAUAUGAUGAAGAAAACAUUAAUUGGCGACACAUUAAAUUUGUGGAUAAUCAAGCGACAGUUGACCUAAUCGCUCAAAAACCAUUAAACAUCUUAUCAUUGAUUGAUGAGGAGAGUAUAUUCCCGAAAGCAACAGAUAAGACAAUGUUGCUAAAAUUGCACGCAACACACGGAAAGAAUGAUUUAUAUCUUCAACCGAAAUCUGAACUUCAGCGAGCUUUUGGUAUCACUCAUUUUGCUGGAAAUGUGUUUUACAAUACUCGAGGUUUUUUGGAAAAAAAUCGAGAUUCGUUCUCUACAGAUUUAUCAGCAUUGAUUUCCUCAACAAAAAUGCCGUUCCUUUCAAGAUUAUUUGAUGAAGAUACUUAUGAUACAGUAGGAUCACGGAAAAAGUUUACUGUUGGAAAUCAAUUCAGAAAAUCAUUAGAACAAUUAAUGGGACAAUUAACACAUACUCAUCCAUUUUUCAUCAGAUGUAUCAAACCAAAUGAGCUAAAACGAGCAUUAGUUAUGGAUCGAGAUUUAGUUUUGAGACAGUUGAGAUACAGUGGAAUGAUGGAAACUAUUAAAAUUAGAAGAAGUGGUUAUCCAAUUCGACACGAUUAUUAUCCAUUUGUGUUUAGAUAUCGCGUUUUGGUACCAUCUUUGUGUGAGUGAAACUUAUUUUACAUAAAUUAAAAAAAAAUAAAUUAAAUGAGUAGAAAAAAAAAAGUUGGAAGAAAAACGCUCUGGCCUAGUAAACCAAUUUUUUAUUAUUCUCUUCCAACUGCCUAAUUUUUUUUUUCGCAUAGUGCGUCUCCAAACUUUUUCCUCAAUAAAAAAUUGUUUUAGAUGGUCCAAUCAAACGUCUUAAUCUCCAUGAAGCCGCCAAACAUAUCUGUCACAAAGUUCUCGGACAAAAUGCUGAUUAUCAAUUGGGUAAAACCAAAGUUUUCCUAAAAGAUCGUCAUGAUUUGAUCCUCGAACAAGAAUACUAUCAAACUCUUGAAGACAAAGCAAUUACAAUUCAGAAAAAUGUUAAAAAAUGGUUGGCCAAAAGAGAUUUUGAUAGACAAAGAGAAGCUGCAAUUGUUAUUCAAACUACUUGGAGAGGCUAUGAUCAAAGAAGACGCUAUAAACAGGUAAUUUUUUUUUAAUUUUUUAAUAGAAAAAACGAGAAAUAUUUAAACAUUUCUAUUAAAGAUUAUUGCUGGAUUUGCUCGACUUCAAGCUCUUCUCAGAAGUCGUCAACUUGUUCAACAUUACCAAAACAUGCGAAACACAAUCAUUCAAUUCCAAGCAAUUUGCAGAGGAACACUUGUUAGACGAAAAGUUGUUGAAAUGCGAAGAAGAGGAGUUCAAAAAGCUCCGAUUAUUGUCGCGGAAACAUCUUCCAUCGAUUCAGUCAUUUCAGACACACACGAAGAAGAAUUAGUGAGUUUUCCGAAUAGUUUUUCUUUGAACUUUUUUAUUACCUGAAGGUCGAUUUAUUGGACGCCAGGAAUUCAAAGGUGAACUAGUGUUGUGUGGUGACUUCUCUCACUUUUUUUUGAAAUUGAAUUUUUGACUUCUCUGGGUUCUCUACUCUACUUACUUACAAUUACUAUGGGUUUUCAAUUCUAUUUUUCUAAUUAUUUAUUUUCAGGUCGGGCAUUUGUUUGAUUUCUUGCCAUCGGAUGGUAAAGAUUCUGGAAAUGAAAAUGAUUCAAACUACAGUAGUCGAAGAGGAUCAUAUUCAAAGAGAAACGUGAGUUCCACAAAAUCAUAAUUAAAAAUUAAAACACAAAAAAACAAAAAAAGUUUCUAGCCAUCACCCGUUUUACCAAUUGCUAUGACAUCAAAUGAAAUAAUCGUGGAAGAUGAUUUAUCAAAAUAUCAAUUUGGAAAAUAUGCCGCAACAUUUUUCCAAGCUCAAGCCUCUGCUGUUCAUGUUAAAAAACAAAUUAAAGUUCCACUCCUGACUCAUAAUGAUGCGAGUGCUCAACUUGGAGCAUUGGCAGUUUGGACAACUAUUUUGAGAUUUAUGGGUGAUUUACCAGAUGUUAAACCUGGCACCACACCUGGAACUGAUGAUUAUGAUAAAACACCAGUGAUGAGUAGAUUAUAUGCAACACUUGGAAGAAAAUAUUCAGCAAAAGAUGUUGAAGAAGCAUCAAUUGCAAGUGAAUAUGGAACGGGAAAUAAAACUUUGAAAAAAGGAAUGGGUAAGAAAUUGAUCAGUAUGACAUUGAAACGAAAAAGUAAAAUAACAACAUCGGAUACAUCUUCAAUGUCAUCAGAUAGCACAUAUUCUUCUGGAUUCAACGCUCUUCUAGAAAACAAGCCAAUGAGUAGUUUAGACAAGUUACAUUAUAUCAUUGGUCUUGGAAUUCUUCGAGAAGAUUUGCGAGAUGAAAUUUAUUGUCAAUUAUGUAAACAGUUGAGUGCAAAUCCAUCAAAAUUAUCAGCAGCAAGAGGAUGGAUUUUGCUAUCAUUGUGUGUUGGAUGUUUUGCGCCAAGCGAAAAAUUCAUCAAAUAUCUUUAUUGUUUUAUUCGAGAGCGUGGACCUGCUGGUACAGGAUAUUCUGCAUAUAUUGAAGAACGUUUGAGAAGAACACAAAUGAACGGAACGAGACAUCAACCUCCAAGUUAUGUUGAGUUGCAAGCAAAUAAAUCGCAAAAACCUGUGGUUCUUGCGGUAACAUUUAUGGAUGGAAGUGUUAAAACAUUAUGUGCUGAUAGUGCAACGACUGCUGCUGAACUUUGCAAACAAUUAUCUGAAAAAGUUGGACUUACAAAUUCCUUUGGUUUCAGUUUAUAUAUCGCACUUUUUGAUAAAGUAUCUUCUCUCGGAAGUGGAACUGAUCAUGUUAUGGAUGCUAUUUCUCAAUGUGAACAAUAUGCAAAAGAACAAGGUCGACAAGAGAGAAACGCUCCGUGGCGAUUAUUCUUCCGAAAGGAAAUAUUCAGCCCAUGGCAUGAUCCAAGAGAUGAUCAAGUUAGCACAAAUUUGAUAUAUCAACAAGUUAUUCGUGGAAUUAAAUAUGGUGAAUAUCGAUAUGAUAAAGAGGAGGAACUUGCAUCAAUUUGUGCUCAACAAUAUUAUAUUGAUGAAGGAUCUAUGGAUGUUACAAAAUUAGAAAAUCAUCUUCCGAAUUAUCUUCCAGAUUUUGAAAUGACUGGAAAAGAGAUGGGAUUGGAACGAUGGACACAAACUGUGAUGCAUCAAUAUCGCAAAAAAUUCACUGGUCGACUUCCAACUCCUACUGAAGUGAAAGAAGAUGUUGUAUCAUCUGCAAAAUCGAAAUGGCCAUUGUUGUUUUCAAGAUUCUAUGAAGCUUUGAAGUUUGCUGGUCCACCUCUACCUAAAAAUGAAGUUAUAAUUGCUGUCAACUGGACUGGUGUCUAUGUUGUUGAUGAUCGAGAACACGUUAUGUUAGAAUUCAGUUUUCCAGAAAUUUCAAACGCUGUCCACGGAAAGUAUGUUUCAUUAUAAAUAUAGAAAAUAUAUAUUGAAAAUUGAUAUUUUUCAGAGGCAAACGUAGUUCCACUGAUACUUGCACAAUUCGAAGUGUUGCUGGAGAAGAAUACACUUUCCAAUCACCAAAUGCUGAUGAUAUUACUAACUUGAUCAAUUCGUUUUUAGAUGGCCUCAAAAAGCGAAGCCGAUAUUUGGUAGCUAUCAAGUCACAGAAGGGAGAUGGUAAGAUUUAUAGUUUCGAAAUUCUCCCCUCACAUGAAACAUUACAGAAUCUAAUAACUUCCUGGAAUUUGAGAAAGGAGAUUUACUAACUUUGAUCAAUGAUUUCACUGGAAGCACAUUGUUAACUGAAAGUGUUGUUAGAGGUGAAAAUGCUAGAACAUGUCUCUUUGGUCUUAUUCGAUCCGAAAAUGUCUAUGUUCUUCCAACACUAGUGAAACCAACCAAAAACACUCUGCAAAUAUUCCCGAAAAAUGCCGAUCUUGCCCUAGAUCUUUUGAACAACAACAAUAAAAUGGUUCAUCAUAUAGAUUACAAUGCUGAACCUUACACACUUCAAAGUUUUGCAGAAGAAAAUUUCAAGUGAGUUUUUGAGAAAAAAAAUAUUUCUGGAAUGAUUUGUUUUUUGUAGCAUUCAAGUUCGUCGGGUUGGUUCACAAUUAUCUCUGAUGACUCUCCGAAAAAAAGAGACUAGCGUGGAGAACUGGAGAUUCUCUCGUGAACAUAUUGAUCAACCACUUUUGAAAAAAUUAAAUGGACGAGAUGAUGCUUCUAGAGGAGCUGUCGAAAUUUUCGCAUCAAUGAUGAAAUAUAUGGGAGAUGAGCCAUCGAAGCGAAAUCGAUUAGGAACUCAUUUAACAGAUCAUAUUUUCAAACUUCCAAUUUCGAUGGAAGUAUUACGUGAUGAAUUAUAUUGUCAACUUGUCAAACAGUUGACUUAUAAUCCAUCAAUAAUGUCAGAAGAAAGAGGCUGGGAAUUGUUAUGGAUGGCUACUGGAUUAUUUGCACCAAGUGCCACGUUAGCAAAAGAAAUAUCGCAUUUCCUUAAAAGUCGACCACAUCCAAUUGCAUUAGAUUGUCAAAAUCGAAUGCAAAAGUUGGCAAAGUAAGUUAUCCUCAUUACCAUGACAUACCUAAAUGUUUCAUUUUCAGAGGAGGAAAUCGAAAAUAUCCACCACAUCUUGUUGAAGUUGAAGCUAUCCAACAUAAAACUACUCAAAUUUUCCACAAAGUAUUCUUCCCUGAUAACACUGAUGAAGCAAUUGAAGUCGAUUCAGCAACAAGAGCUCGUGACUUUUGCCAAAAAAUUGGUUAUCGUUUGGGUUUGAAGAAUUCGGAAGGAUUCAGUUUGUUUGUGAAGAUCAAGGAUCGAGUCUUGGCUGUUCCAGAAGUCGAAUUUUUCUUUGAUUUUGUGAGACAACUUUCUGAUUGGGUUCAUACUAAUCACACAAUGCAGAAAGAUUUGAUCCCAAUCAAUUACCAAGUUUAUUUUAUGAGAAAAUUAUGGUUCAAUGUAACACCUGGAAAUGAUCCACAAGCUGAUUUGAUAUUCCAUUAUUAUCAAGAAUGUCCAAAAUAUUUGUUAGGAUAUCAUAAGACAACUAAAAAUGAUGUGGUUGAAUUAGCAGCUUUGAUUCUUCGAGCGAUGACAAAGGAUAAUAAACAUGCACCUUUAGCACAAAUACCUCAACUUAUUGAUGAAUUAGUGCCUAAAGAUUCAUUAAAAAUGUUCAGUGCUAGUGAAUGGCGAAAAGUCAUAAGUAAUGCUUAUGCGAGAGUUGAACAUUUACGAAUGGAUCAAGCUAAACUCGAAUUUCUUAAUUAUAUCUGCCGCUGGCCAACUUUUGGAUCCGCAUUUUUCCCGGUAAGAAUUGUUAUGUUGAAUUUUUUAAAUUCAGUGAUUUUUAUAGGUUUCUCAAUACUCUGACCUUAGUCUUCCUGAUAGAUUGCUCAUUGCAAUCAAUCAAAAUGGUGUCAAUAUUUAUCAUCCAGAAAAUAAAAACCUGCUUGUUCAAUAUCCAUUCAACGUGAUAUGCAAUUGGACAAGUGGAAAUACUUAUUUCAAUAUGACUGUUGGAAAUAUGCUCAAAGGAAAUGAGGGCAAAAAGUUAUUACUGGACACUACUAUGGUACAUUAUCAAUAUUUAGUUUUUACAAUUCAAAAAAAAUGAUUUUUUUAGGGUUAUAAAAUGGACGAUUUGCUUACCUCCUACAUCUCAUUGAUGAUAUCGAAUCAAUCGCAAAAUACACCAAAACAUCGAGAGAUGGCUCUAUAA
This is a messenger RNA of Caenorhabditis angaria, 7479 nucleotides long. The record is from the annotation of a GenBank genome assembly. NCBI's taxonomy places the organism in Eukaryota, Metazoa, Nematoda, Chromadorea, Rhabditida, Rhabditidae.